GAUGCGUCUCCCCGCCCUCUCACCCGGCAGCCCCUAGGUUCUGGGAAGAUGGCGAAGGUUUCAGAGCUUUACGACGUCUCUUGGGAAGAAAUGCGUGAUAAAAUGAGAAAAUGGAGAGAAGAAAACUCAAGAAAUAGUGAGCAAAUUGUGGAAGUUGGAGAGGAACUAAUUAAUGAAUAUGCUUCUAAACUUGGAGAUGAUAUUUGGAUCAUAUAUGAACAGGUGAUGAUUGCAGCCCUAGACUAUGGUCGGGAUGACUUGGCAUUGUUUUGUCUUCAGGAGUUGAGAAGACAGUUUCCUGGCAGUCACAGAGUCAAGCGACUAACUGGCAUGAGAUUUGAAGCCAUGGAAAGAUAUGAUGAUGCAAUACAGCUAUAUGAUCGGAUUCUACAUGAAGAUCCAACUAACACUGCUGCAAGAAAGCGUAAGAUUGCCAUUCGAAAAGCCCAGGGAAAAAAUGUGGAGGCCAUUCGGGAACUGAAUGAAUAUCUGGAACAAUUUGUUGGAGACCAAGAAGCCUGGCAUGAACUUGCAGAACUUUAUAUCAAUGAACAUGAUUACGCUAAAGCAGCCUUUUGUUUAGAGGAGCUUAUGAUGACUAAUCCACACAACCACUUGUAUUGCCAGCAGUAUGCUGAAGUUAAAUACACCCAAGGCGGACUUGAAAACCUUGAACUUUCAAGAAAGUAUUUUGCACAGGCAUUGAAACUGAACAACAGAAAUAUGAGAGCUUUGUUUGGACUUUACAUGUCAGCAAGUCAUAUUGCUUCUAAUCCAAAAGCAAGUGCGAAAACAAAAAAGGACAACAUGAAGUAUGCUAGUUGGGCAGCUAGUCAGAUAAACAGAGCUUAUCAGUUUGCAGGUCGAAGUAAGAAGGAAACCAAAUACUCUCUCAAGGCAGUUGAAGACAUGUUGGAAACACUGCAGAUUACCCAGUCUUAAGAUUUCAAAAACUUUCACACUCCAUUUCACAACUGCACAACUGAACUUAUUGGCCUGUGACUUAUUUACUACAUGUCCAAUUCUAUUUAUAUAGUGAUUUUCUCUUAAGACAGUUCUAAAGAAUGUGUUUAUAUAAACUUAAAAAUGCCUUUUAUUGAUAAGCAGGAAAAUGGGAAAAGUCCAUGGAAGAAAAAUUUAAGAAGAAUCUUAUUGAUUGUACAUCGUUCUCUUAAUAUCACACUGCUUUGAAACCAUAAUGUGAUGUAGAAAUAACCUUGGUAAAUAAACCAUGAUGAUUUAUUAAA
Messenger RNA from Artibeus jamaicensis (Jamaican fruit-eating bat), 1247 nucleotides. RefSeq names its product ER membrane protein complex subunit 2 (gene EMC2). The transcript has 11 exons. Gene Ontology annotation, cellular component: EMC complex. Gene Ontology annotation, molecular function: protein binding. NCBI's taxonomy places the organism in Eukaryota, Metazoa, Chordata, Mammalia, Chiroptera, Phyllostomidae. The record is from RefSeq and is a predicted model, not a curated record. The coding region runs from base 49 to 942 and encodes 297 amino acids. Gene Ontology annotation, biological process: protein folding in endoplasmic reticulum.